AUGACGUGUGAUAUGUCAUGCUUCUCGUCCUUGUCUGUCACCAUCCACGACGUCAAAUGGAGCUCACAGCCCUCACAGCAAGCUGACAAGAUCAGAUCUAAGUGCUUUCGCCUCUCUUCCGCUCAGCAAGCAUACCUGCACCAGGCUGCCAGCAUCGCGUCCAUGUCAAUCCGGAGCAGCCCGUCACGUGCUACCAAGCAAGAUACAGCUUACAAGAACAUAAUGGCAGCACGAACCAAGGCUCAGGGCCUCAUCAUCUCGAAAACACGAUGA
This is a messenger RNA of Guillardia theta CCMP2712, 273 nucleotides long. RefSeq lists its product as hypothetical. NCBI's taxonomy places the organism in Eukaryota, Cryptophyceae, Pyrenomonadales, Geminigeraceae. The transcript has a single exon. Bases 1 to 273 code for a protein of 90 amino acids. The record is from RefSeq and is a predicted model, not a curated record.